ACCCCUGAAAAAAAGGGACAAAGCCGAAAGACAAAAAGAAAUGUGGAUAUGUAAUAAAUGCAGACGAGACACAGCUCCAUAAAUCAGUGUUUUCUCCCGCCUGACACUUCAGUGAUCAUUGUUACUAGACUAUCAUUAGAUGCUGCCCUCAGGCCACGAUAUCAACGCGUCAGUGUCGUCAUCUGCUGCCAUCAAAUAAACCAACAACAGUGUUAUAUUUUAACAAUAACACUUUCUAUACAUGCCUCUACGGUGAAAUAAACUUUGGAAUUUUGUCCUGACUUUUGUCAGACUUUCAUUCCAUAUAUUCAAGGAUUAAUUUCCUGAACAGCAUGCCAUAAUAAAAUAUAAAUUAAAUAUAUCUUGAUGGUAGCAAUCAUCAUCAGAACAUAAAUAUGCUUAAAUACAUAUCAGAUCAAUAGACAAAAAAUCUAUUAUUUCAAUCACUUUCAUAAUAAAUAACUCAAAGACAGACAGCCUAAUUACAGUGUAAUCAUUUAGUUACAUAGUCUCUUUGAUUGACAGCUCACCUACAGUCUGCAGCUCUGAAGUGGAGAUAAACAUUUAUCAACCUUAACGGGGGGUUUUCUGUCUCUCCACGAAAUACUGUAUGUAAUUGGGAAUAAAAUGUCAAAUGAACGUGAGGCUGAAUUUUUACUUUGUUGGGGUUUUGAAGAUAAUACUGUGGUAAACUUUGAAGAGACAUUAAAGAAAGGCCUGUUGUGUACUGUACGUAUGGAGUCACCUUGCUGUUCUUGUUCUGACAGGAGCGCUCCAACAUAAUUAACAGGUGGUCUCCUUUGCAGCUUUGCACACACAGUGCUGUGUACCAACACAUGCAGGUGGCUGCUGGGACGGCAGCCUGUCACACAUGAAGAUGCUCUGGAUCACUCUUCUGACUCUUCUGGUUCCGGACCAGGAUUUUGCGUUGGCUUUGCCUUUCAGGGUUCCAGAUCUGGCUACUGUAUCAAACGCUGGGCCAUGGGCAGAAGAGCAGGUGUUUUCAGAGGAGUAUCUGCAGCACUUCUUCAGUCACCAUCCUGAAGCAGGAGAGAGACAGAAGAGAAGUGCAGGCGACGAUUGGACGACCGGUCUUUGUGACAAGCUAAAGAAAAUGCAGCACUUCUUCGGACUGCCACCAAGUGGAGAGUUGACACAAGAGACUCUGGCAGUCAUGAGAAAGCCGCGUUGCGGUCUGUCUGAUGUUGAACAUUUUGAAGGAACAACUCGGUGGAAAAAAAAGACCCUGAGCUACAGAAUCGUCCGAUCCAACCUUCCCUUCUCCGCAGCCAAGGUUUACAAGGUCUUCAAGUCUGCGUGGCAACUGUGGUCCAACGUUAUCCCAGUUAGAUUUCACAAGAGGAACAGGAAGGAGGCCGACAUUAUCAUCUCUUUUCAUCAGACAGAUCAUAAAGAUGGCACACCGUUUGAUGGUAAAGGAGGGAUCCUGGCUCAUGCCUUCUUUCCCGGCCCUGGUAUUGGUGGAGACGUGCACUUUGAUGCUGAAGAAGACUGGAGCAUUAAUUCAACUGGUUUCAGCCUGUUCGCUGUGGCAGCCCACGAGUUUGGCCAUGCACUUGGUCUAGCCCACUCCUCUGACCUAGGGGCUGUCAUGUACCCCGCGUACAACUUUUCCCCGAACUAUGAGUUGAGGCUUUCCUUGAGUGACGUCAAGCAUAUCCAGCGUCUGUACGGUAUAUGUCCUGAUUUUGAUCCUCCUCCAAGAACACCUGACAAAUGUCACUCCGAUUUGUCCUUUGAUGCUGUGACAGAGUUACAACAGGAGGUGCUGUACUUCAAAGACAGAUUCAUGUGGCGCAAACAUCCUCAGUUUGAUGAAAUAGGGAUGACUAUGAUCAGCAGUCUUUGGUCAGACAGCGUCCCUGCAUCGUUGGAUGCAGUCUAUCAGAACGUGGAAAAAAAUCUCAUGGUGUUUUUUAAAGGUCACCAGUACUGGGUUGUGAGAGGGCAUGACCUGGAGAAAGGUUUUCCCAGAAACAUUUCAGACUUUGGCUUCCCUUCCAGAGUAAAAUCGGUUGAUGCUGCGCUCCAUUUCAGAGACAAACGCUACACUGUGUUCUUUACUGGCCAAGAGUGUUGGAAGUACGACGAGCAGCACAGGGCGAUGCACAAUUCACCGUCACUCUUGGAACGGCAGUGGCCUGGUGUCGAAGCUCCCAUCGAUGCUGCGGUCUUCUACGAUGGGUUCGUUCACUUCUUCAAGGGAAACCUCCACUUCCAAUUUGACAACAACUCCAAGAGCCUCGUCUCCGUCAGUACUGUUAACGAGGUGUUGGAGUGCAACAAAAUUCUCACCAAGCGAUGACGGGAGAUUUUUCUCAAGAAACUUGAUGAUGUUUGUAUGAUAUGGCAUUUGUAUGUUCAAUUUUAAUAAACAAAACAAUAAUAAACACUUGUAGUAUGCAG
Molecule: messenger RNA, 2427 nt
Organism: Cynoglossus semilaevis (tongue sole)
Lineage: Eukaryota; Metazoa; Chordata; Actinopteri; Pleuronectiformes; Cynoglossidae
Product: neutrophil collagenase
Exons: 10
Coding region: 872-2326 (484 amino acids)
Biological process (GO): extracellular matrix organization; proteolysis; collagen catabolic process
Cellular component (GO): extracellular matrix
Molecular function (GO): zinc ion binding; metalloendopeptidase activity
Source: RefSeq, a predicted model, not a curated record